CCGGAGAUGGCCGCCCAUCAUAAGCUUGGUUUCCCUGAGAAUCUUUGGCCCGAAGCAAGCCCGAAGACAAAUCCACUCGACCGGACUCAAGUGCUAUCAAGGAAUCCAGAAAUCAUGGCCAAGAUAAUGCAGGCUGGAAAGCGGGCGAGAAUGAAGUCCAGCGUCAGUUACAUUUCUGCUAUCGCGCGCCAGUCGUGAGUCCUUCGCAGCUUCGGCUCGGCCAAUCAUAGGUGUGCUAUUGCCAGACCAUCAUUUUGUCUCCCCGAAAUCGACACCCUAGCAGCUCCGUUACCGAUUUUGACAGCUCACACGAUGGACGACACCAAGCCAUACGAACUCGGCGAAGUCGACAAAAGUCCUGAUGCUGCGGUAUACAUGACUGAGACUUCUGAAACGAUCGAGGCCGUCUCGGCGGAUGGAGAAAGUAUGGAAGCCCGAGUCCUACACUCUGUCAACCAUCGAAAAUUGAAUGCGCGACAGAUUCAGUUGACUUCUAUAGCUGGUUCUAUUGGAGCUGCUUUGUUUGUUGCCAUUGGAUCCGGCGUAAUUUCUGGUCCGCUGUGUCUCCUGAUAGCUUUCGUCUUCUGGUCUUCCGUGGUGUACAGUGUCGCCCAAUGUCAGCAGGAGAUCGUUUCCCUCUUUCCCUACGAUGGAUCGUUCAUUCGACUGGCUGGCCGUAUGGUUGACCCCGCACUGGGUGUCGCCGUAGGAUGGAAUCAUUUUUUUGCCCAGACAUCCUAUGUCAUCUUUGAGGCCACCAUCAUCAACACUCUUGUAGAGUACUGGGGAUACGACCAGUCACCAGCCAUAUUGAUUUCUGUGUCUCUGGUUCUUUUCUUGGCCAUCAACAUCUACAGAGCGGACUUGUUCGGAGAGGCAGAGUUCUGGCUCGCGAUGGGUAAGGUACUCCUAGCUAUCGGUCUCCUGUUCUAUACGUUCAUAACUAUGGUCGGGGGCAAUCCCAUCCACGACAAAUUCGGUUUCCGAUACUGGAAAGAUCCGGGACCUUGGGUUGGUGACUCUGGUAUCUCUCGGUUCGAGUCCUUCGUCAAUGCCGUCAUCGUGGCUGGCUUUUGUACCGGUGGUCCAGAGUACAUCUCCAUGAUUGCCGGGGAAGCCAAAAACCCCAGAAAGACCAUUCCUCGAGCUUUCAAGACCAUCAUGGCGCGCCUGGUCAUCUUCUUUGUUGGCGGCUCCCUUGCUGUCGGAAUUCUCGUCCCGUCCAACGACGAAACUCUGACCGGAGGCAGUGACACUUAUGCCGGUGGUUCUCCCUAUGUCAUCUCCAUGCAAAGACUCAAGAUUCCUGUCCUCCCAUCCAUCGUCACUGCAGCCCUGUUGACCGCCAUCUUCUCUGCUGGUAAUGCGUACACCUUCAACGCAUCUCGUUCUCUGCAUGCCCUCGCUCUGGACGGCAAAGCCCCAGCUUUUUUACGCAAACACAACAGGCACGGUGUCCCCUACACUUGUGUGAUCGUGGUCAUGCUUCUGUCUUGUCUUGCAUAUCUUGCUCUGGGGUCUACUUCUGCCAAGGUUUUGAACUGGAUUUUGAACUUCUGCACCGCUGCCACUCUCUUCAACUGGACUGUCAUGUCUUUCACUUGGAUACGAUUCAACCAAGCCAUGAAAGCACAAGGCAUCGACAGGCACAUUUAUCUCCCAGCGCCUUCCAAGGUCCAACCUUAUGCGGCAUACUGGGCCUUUGUCUGGGGCUUCAUCUUCCUCUGGGUCCAAGGAUACGCGGUAUUCCUCAAGGGAAGCUGGAGUACUGCGACUUUCAUCUUCAACUACGGUAUUAUUGCUCUCGCUGGGGGGAUUGGGCUUGGGUUCAAAAUCUUCCAGCGGACACCUUUCCACCGCUCCAAAAAUGUUGAUCUAAAGACCGAUCUCGAUUUCUUCGAGGCUCUGGACAGCUACUACAAAGACCAGCAGGAUGAUGUCCCAUCGAACUACAAGGACAAGAUCAUGGCGAAGCUCUUCUAGGCUUCUUCUCUUCUUUGAGUAUCAGUUGGGGCGGCGUAUUCCCACGAUGUUUUGAGUUCGAGCUUGUUGUAGUGUGUUGUUCAGCCAAUCUGAUAUUGCCAUAUAUGUAUGCACG
Messenger RNA from Cryptococcus amylolentus CBS 6039, 2098 nucleotides. RefSeq lists its product as hypothetical. NCBI's taxonomy places the organism in Eukaryota, Fungi, Basidiomycota, Tremellomycetes, Tremellales, Cryptococcaceae. The coding region runs from base 313 to 1983 and encodes 556 amino acids. Gene Ontology annotation, cellular component: membrane. The record is from RefSeq and is a predicted model, not a curated record. Gene Ontology annotation, molecular function: amino acid transmembrane transporter activity. The transcript has 12 exons. Gene Ontology annotation, biological process: amino acid transmembrane transport.